This is a messenger RNA of Vitis riparia (riverbank grape), 675 nucleotides long. RefSeq names its product transcription factor MYB1-like. The transcript is spliced from 3 exons. NCBI's taxonomy places the organism in Eukaryota, Viridiplantae, Streptophyta, Magnoliopsida, Vitales, Vitaceae. Bases 1 to 675 code for a protein of 224 amino acids. The record is from RefSeq and is a predicted model, not a curated record.
AUGGAGAGUUUGGGAGUUAGAAAGGGUGGAUGGACUCGGGAAGAAGAUAUUCUUUUAAGAAAAUGUGUUGAGAAAUAUGGAGAAGAAAAGUGGCAUCUGGUUCCACUCCGAGCAGGUUUGAGUAGAUGCCGCAAAAGCUGUAGAUUGAGAUGGUUCAACUAUUUAAAGCCAAAUAUUAAGAGAGGAAAAUUUGCAUCAGAUGAAGUCGAUCUCAUGAUUAGACUUCAUAAGCUGUUGGGAAACAGAUGGUCCUUGAUUGCCGGCAGACUUCCAGGGAGGACUGCAAAUGAUGUCAAGAAUUACUGGCACCAUCAUCGCUUCAAGAAGAUGGUUCCCAUCCAGGAAAAAAGGAAAGAUAAAGCCCAAACCAAUUCUCAAAACACCCUGAUAAAGCCUAAGCCUUGCAAACUCUUUCCAGGGUUCACAUUCAAAACUACAGCUGUGGAUGCUUAUGAGACACAAGGCAGUGCUUCUAGUGAGCUGCAACCCACACUGGUCCAACCAAACCAGGAUAUUUUAUGGUGGGAAAGCCUAUUCGCUGACCAUACCAUUGAAGAUCAGGAGCUUAUUGCCAGCCUCUUGGCUGACGAAACUGCAUCAGCUGUAGAUACCAAUGGAGGUGGGAAUUUUGAUUUUCCUUUUGAAAUGGGCCUCAUUGGAGAAGCCAUGAUAUAA